Molecule: messenger RNA, 2160 nt
Organism: Lachancea nothofagi CBS 11611
Lineage: Eukaryota; Fungi; Ascomycota; Saccharomycetes; Saccharomycetales; Saccharomycetaceae
Source: the annotation of a GenBank genome assembly
AUGGGUGACAUUACUAGCCCACUUCCCCAAAGCGCAGGCUACGCGGUUGUCGUAGGCCUGGGCUUUGUCUUUGCCUUUGGUAUGAUUUUGACCACGUACAUGUUGAAACGGUACCAGAAAGAAAUAGUUACGGCAGAAGAGUUUGCCACAGCCGGUAGAACCGUGAAGACCGGUCUUAUCGCAGCUGCAGUCGUGUCCAGUUGGACCUGGGCCGCCACGCUGUUGCAAUCCACGUCCAUGGUCUACAGGGUCGGUAUUUCUGGUGGCUACUAUUACGGCGCAGGCGCUUGUUUCCAGGUCAUCGCGUUCGCUACUUUGGCCAUCAAAGCCAAACAGCGGGCGCCCAAUGCCCACACCUUUUUGGAAAUCAUCAACGCGCGCUACGGCAAGAUUGCUCACAUCACUUUUUUGUUCUUCGCCCUGGCCACUAACAUCCUGGUCACGGCCAUGCUUCUCACUGGUGGCUCCGCCGUUGUAUCCGACCUCACAGGCAUGGACACCAUUGCUGCAUGUUUCCUGCUGCCCGUAGGUGUUAUCAUCUACACCUUGUUCGGUGGUAUCAAGGCAACAUUCUUGACCGAUUAUGUUCACACCAUCGUUAUCAUUGUCAUUAUCUUGACAUUUGCAUUCACCGUCUAUGCAACUGAUGAAUCACUCGGCUCACCCUCCAAAGUCUACGAUUUGGUUCGCGCCGCUGCUGCAGCUCAUCCAAUCGAGGGUAAUGCCGGCGGCGAAUAUCUAACCAUGAGAUCCAAGUCCGGUGGUAUUUUCUUUGUUAUCAACCUCGUUGGUAACUUCGGAACAGUUUUCCUCGACAAUGGGUACUGGAACAAAGCCAUUUCCGCUUCGCCAGCCGCCAGUUUGCCCGGCUACGUUCUCGGUGGUGUCUCUUGGUUUGCCAUUCCAACUUUAAUCUCGACCGCUAUGGGCUUGGCUUGCGUCGCGCUCGAAAGCAACCCCAAGUUUCCAACUUACCCAAAUAGAUUGACUGCCGAUCAAGUCUCCGCGGGACUUGUUCUACCCUCUGCAGCUGUCACCAUCUUAGGUAAAGGUGGUGCAGUUGCUGCCCUCAUAAUGGUUUUCAUGGCCGUCACUUCUGCCAUGUCCGCCGAACUUAUUUCCGUCUCCUCUAUUUUCACCUAUGACAUCUACCGCCAAUACAUCGAUCCAAAGGCCUCAGGUAAGAAACUUAUCCUGUCUUCGCAUGCUACUUGCAUUAUCUUUGGUUUCACCAUGGCUGGCUUCUCCGUGGGCCUCGUCAAGAGUAAUUGCGGCAUGGGAUAUUUAUAUGAGCUGAUGGGAAUUAUUAUUAGUGCUGCGGUGCUUCCAGCAGCACUGACGUUGUUCUGGAGCAAGCAGAACUUGGUCGCCGUUGUCGUGUCUCCGAUCUUAGGUACGGGACUUGCAAUUAUGUCUUGGUUGAUUUGUACCAAGAAGCAGUUUAACACAAUCAACAUGACCACAACGUUUGAAGAUGACCCAAUGUUGACUGGAAAUGUCGUGGCAUUGCUUUCUCCAGCCAUUUUUAUUCCAAUUUUAACGUACGCUUUCAAGCCUCAGAAUUUCGAUUGGGAACUCAUGAAGACUAUCACGAGAGCUGAGGAGACAGAGGAAAUCGAAGCUGCUGAGGGUAUCAGUGAGGACAACAAUGUCCAAAGAGAAUCAGAUUCGGCAAACUCGAUCGACAAGGAAAAGCUACAAGCUGUCAAAUCGGUUGUGUCAGUGGCUCAAGACAUACCAAGUGAGAAAAUAGAUGCAAUGGAAGAAGAAGAGGCGCGUCAAUUGGCAAAAGCUGGGAAACUAGGGACCUACUUGACAUGUUUUUUCGCCGUGGCUUUGCUGGUCGUUUGGCCAAUGCCAAUGUAUGGUUCGAACUACAUUUUCAGCAAACGAUUUUUCACAGGUUGGGUUGUGGUUUUGAUUAUCUGGAUGUUUUUCACUGGGUUCGCAGUUUGCAUCUAUCCACUCUGGGAGGGUAGAGAGGGCCUCUUCACGACAUUCCGCGGUGUAUACUGGGAUUUGACUGGUCAAACUUAUAAGCUACGGGAAUGGCAAAAUGAUCACCCUGAAAAAAUGCACGUUGUGCAGUCUCAAAUUAGUGCCAGGUUGCACUCUCCCAGGGAACUAGCUGAAGGUCACAUCGACGACAUUGUAGAGUAA